UCUGAAAUGACAUUCAUUUAUUCGGCCGAAGAAGACAAGCUGACAGAUACAGCAAAACAGAGAGAGUUAAAAUUACUGCAUGGUCCCAACUGCCUUUAAUAUUAUAGUGUACAUUAUAUUCAUUCCCAGCCAUGGAGUUGUCUGAAAUACUGUACAACAAAGCAGAGUACAUUGAAACGGCAUCUGGCAACAAAGUGAGCCGGCAGUCAGUGCUGUGUGGGAGUCAAAACAUCGUACUCAAUGGCAAGACUAUUGUCAUGAAUGACUGCAUCAUCAGAGGAGACUUGGCUAACGUCCGGGUGGGCAGACACUGUGUGGUGAAGAGCCGGAGCGUCAUUCGACCGCCAUUCAAAAAGUUUAGCAAAGGGGUGGCAUUCUUCCCGCUGCACAUCGGGGACCACGUCUUCAUCGAGGAGGACUGUGUGGUCAACGCAGCGCAGAUCGGCUCCUACGUCCACAUUGGGAAGAACUGCGUCAUAGGUCGUCGCUGUGUGCUGAAGGACUGCUGCAAGAUCCUAGACAACACCGUCCUCCCUCCUGAGACCGUGGUGCCGCCUUUCACCGUCUUCUCCGGAUGCCCAGGUCUAUUUUCAGGAGAGCUGCCAGAGUGCACGCAGGACCUGAUGAUUGACGUAACCAAGAGUUAUUACCAGAAGUUCCUGCCUCUCAGCCAGAUCUGAGUCCCGCCUCAAAGCCGCAAAGCAGGACACUCACCUCCUCCUCCAGCCAGCCGCGGGUCGGAGUCUCUCGCCCGAAAUGGACCUCUGGAGAUCACCUGCUGUCCUUCGCAUCCUCACAAAAGCCUCUCACUCCUGGAAAAACAUUGAUAUGAAUUUACAGUUGUUUAUAGCUGCAGGAGGCAAUUGUGCAUAUUUACAGCCCUGAAUGGCCAUGAGAGCCUUGAAAAGCGUGCGGCUGCCGAUAAUCCCAACCUACGCUCUCUCACAGCCGCUGUGGGUGAAGUCGGGAAGGUGCAGGUGAGGGAACGCAGCUUGUAAUAUAAAGUGUGACGCCUAAGGACCAAAACAACAACAACAGUGAUUGAAGAUGUUGGCUGUACAUCAUUGAUGUCCACAUUUCAUUUAGGAAACAGAUCAGUAGACUUAAAUCAGAGAUUUGUCAAAUAUAUUCUGUUGUUUUAGUCAUUUUAUUUCUAAUGGAAAACUUUUUGCUUUCUCCAUCACUAGACUUCGUCAUAAAAUGUAUUUAAUAUGUAACGUGAUUUAAUUUGCCUCCUGUGUUUUGUCUUUUUUUUGUGUGCAUACAAAAGCCACGGCAAACGUCUAAAACAGUGCAGCAAUUAAUUAAAACAUAAAUGCCUGUAAA
This is a messenger RNA of Pungitius pungitius (ninespine stickleback), 1326 nucleotides long. It is a transcript of the gene dctn5, whose product is annotated as dynactin 5. Gene Ontology annotation, cellular component: dynactin complex. NCBI's taxonomy places the organism in Eukaryota, Metazoa, Chordata, Actinopteri, Perciformes, Gasterosteidae. The transcript is spliced from 6 exons. The record is from RefSeq and is a predicted model, not a curated record. Bases 132 to 680 code for a protein of 182 amino acids.